CACAGAGUCCCAGAAUGCACCGCGGCGCUCGGCCAGCAGAAGGUGACAGCGGAGGGUGAAGAUGGCGGCGGCCUACCUGAGCCACCAGCAGAAGGUUCUGCGUCUCUACAAGAAGUCCCUGAGACACCUGGAGUCCUGGUGCGUCCACAGAGACAAAUAUCGGUACCACGCCGUGCUGAUGCGAGCUCGUUUCGAGGAGAACCGCGAGGAGAAGGACCUGGUGAAGGCCACCAUGCUGCUGAGGGCCGGAGAGGAGGAGUUCUGGGAGCGCCAGCACCCCGACCCCUACGUCUUCAUCGACUCUCCAGGAGGGACGUCCUACGAGAGAUACGACUGCUACAAGGUCCCAGAGUGGGCGCUGGACUACUGGCACCCGUCAGAGAAAGCCAUGUACCCCGACUACUUCUCCAAGAGAGAGCAGUGGAAGAAACUGAGAGACCAGAGCUGGGAGAGAGAGGUGGCCCAGCUGGAGGCUGAGACGGCCCCCGACGGGCCCCGGACCGAGGCCCUUCCUCCGGCCCGGAGGGAGGGAGACCUCCCCCCUAUGUGGUGGCAGUUUGUCACCCGGCCCAGAGCGCGGCCCUCAUAAACACUCUGCUGAGUCACCAGGUUCACCUUGGUCUGUUCUGCUGGUUUCCUCUCGUCCUUCAGCCAGUUUAAACAGCUUUCUGACUUCUGGAAGUCCUGUAGAUGUUUCAAUAAAACCUGUAACUGUUCCAAUAAAUAAAUAAAUAUAUGAUGAUGA
Molecule: messenger RNA, 745 nt
Organism: Centropristis striata (black sea bass)
Lineage: Eukaryota; Metazoa; Chordata; Actinopteri; Perciformes; Serranidae
Gene: ndufb9
Product: NADH:ubiquinone oxidoreductase subunit B9
Exons: 4
Coding region: 62-589 (175 amino acids)
Biological process (GO): mitochondrial electron transport, NADH to ubiquinone
Source: RefSeq, a predicted model, not a curated record